Molecule: messenger RNA, 944 nt
Organism: Neurospora crassa OR74A
Lineage: Eukaryota; Fungi; Ascomycota; Sordariomycetes; Sordariales; Sordariaceae
Exons: 2
Coding region: 374-826 (150 amino acids)
Biological process (GO): protein transport
Source: RefSeq, a predicted model, not a curated record
ACGUUUCUCGCGCAGAUGGAUUAUGGAGCACACCAGCCCGUCCGCAAGUUCGCAAGUGCCGUGUCCGUUCAACACUUUUUUUUCCUCCCUUCUCCUUUUCACAACGACUCUAGACUCUUCUUCUUCUUCUCUCUUUCCUCCUCAACUCCGGCAAUCUCGGGAUCCUUCUUUGUAAUACUUUUUGAAUUAGGCUUCUUUCUUCCUUUCGUACUUAAUCAGUCGACAGCGAAACCUUUUCAUCCGGUGUUUCCUCAAGACUUGACCUCUGCCUACCGUGUUGUCGCAAAAGCAUCUCCCACCGCCCUUUGCGCAAAGAAGCCCGAAGACAACCACCACAUAACAACCAAAUCCCGCACGAACAAAACCGACCAAGAUGGACGGAAUAGCCAAUGUUGUGACGGUCCUGGGUGAUCGUAUCACCAACAAUGUCAAGGGCACCUUCGCCAACAUGACGGCGGAGAAGUGGAUUCGCCUGAUCAUCAUUGUCGGAGCUUACGCCCUGUUGCGCCCCUACAUCAUCAAGCUCGGCGGAAAGGCGCAGAUGAAGAAGCACGAAGAAGAAUCCGCUGAAGCCCUCAGGGGCACCAUUUCCCCCAACGAGCUGCGCGGACAAAAAGCCAUGGUCCGUCUUCCUGGUGAGGACAGCGACUCGGAAGACGACGAGGCGCAAAACGGAGAGUCUUCGGCGGCGGACUGGGGCAAGAAGGCCCGCAAGAGGCAGCGCAUGGUCAUCAAGAAGCUCAUUGAGGCCGAGGAGGACAAACUGCGGGAGAGCAAGGAGGAAGAGGAGGAUAAGGAUAUUGAGGAGUUCCUACUUAAGGACUAGAAAAAAGAACUGGGUUCGGGUUUGGGUAUGACUGACGUUGGAUGAUAUUAUACAUUAAAGUAUGGAUGACGACGACGAAUACAUAAUAAUCAAAUAAUAAUGCAUUUACGAGACAAGC